Molecule: messenger RNA, 2775 nt
Organism: Brenthis ino (lesser marbled fritillary)
Lineage: Eukaryota; Metazoa; Arthropoda; Insecta; Lepidoptera; Nymphalidae
Source: the annotation of a GenBank genome assembly
AUGCUCAAAAUGGCGAGCGCGUGUGCGGACAGCUCGAAGCAAACACGCUUCCACGAGAUGCACGUGCAACGUCACAAUAACGUCAGCAUCCUGUACGCGGAUAUCGUGAACUUCACACCGUUGUCAGAGAGACUCAGCGCAUCGGACCUUGUGAAAACUUUAAACGAACUCUUUGGAAGAUUCGACCAAAUUGCUCAAGAGAACCAGUGUAUGCGGAUCAAGAUCCUCGGUGACUGUUAUUAUUGCGUGUCAGGACUGCCCGUGUCCAGACCUAACCACGCCUACAACUGCGUGAACAUGGGCCUACAAAUGAUUGAUGCUAUACGUUUCGUCCGGGAAGCAACAGGUUUCAACGUGGACAUGCGUAUCGGCAUACACACGGGCAACGUAUUGUGCGGUGUGCUUGGUCUGAGAAAGUGGCAGUUUGACGUGUGGAGUGAUGACGUCACGCUGGCUAAUCACAUGGAGUCCGGGGGAAUAGCUGGUCGUGUUCACAUCACAAAAGCCACUAUGCUGCAGCUUGGUGGCAAGUUUGAAGUGGAACCAGGUGAGGGCGCCUCAAGAGAAGGGUACCUCGCAGAUCACAAAGUUGAAACUUAUUUGAUCGUGCCACCGAAAAAACCAGGUAUAUCAGAAAACGGCCGUUUAUCUGUGUGUACAGUGGAUCGCAAGGCUAGUAUUGUAUCGUCGAUAUGUCAAGAAGUGUCUCCGACCAAGCCUAAGGACAUCAGUCCGGCACCCUCACAGCAUAGUUUUGUAGAGCAAGAGAACACUAAAGUUAUGAGAGCGGAGUCCUUAAGAAAUCCUGAUCUCAACAGACGAGCGUCAGUUAAAGUAGAUGGUCUUAAAACUGUCGCAUUUGAACAUAACAGCAGUGCUUCUAAUUCCGGAGACACCGUCGUUAAUGGCGCCGUUACCAAACCGAAAAGUCGUAGUGGUUCUAUAAUAGGGGCAAUUAGCCCUAUUAUGGGCACAGAUUCUGAAUCAGAAUCUCCGCCCGCACGAGAUGCUCAACCAUUUUAUCUCCGAAUGCUAAGUACUAUGUCUGUGGAGUCGCUAACAACACCGGGAGUACCAACUAGAUCGCGACCGUCGAGCAAAAUGACUAAAUACGUUGAAUGUUGGGGAGCUGAUAAACCGUUUGCGAACAUCACAGACUCUACCUUAGCCAAAAAUAUUGGUAUUUCUAGCUUAGCAAUGAUCGAACAACAUCUACUUCCUCAAAGAACGUGUUGCGAUUGCAGCAACAACUCAGAAGGCCUAAUACCACUCACAUUAGGUUUCCAAAACAGAAACCAAGAGAGACAGUACAGGAACCAGCCCGACGCACAGUUCAAGUAUUACAUCGCGUGUUCCACUGCUUUGUUCAUGUUACUCGCUUUUAUUCAGAUAUUGACUGUACCUAAAGGCAUAGUAAUCUACGCGUCUUUUGGGCCGACAUUAGUGACAUUGUUAGUAUUUCUGUAUCUCUCAUGGUCGGACGGGAGGGAAGGUCUCCUACUGUCAGACGUACCCGACGACUUGUAUGUAGACAACUGUUCGAAGCCAGGACAGGUAGUAGCCAACAAUUGUUACAUAAGACUGACCAUGUUCGUCAUAUCAGUGGUUUUAAUAAGCUCCUGCGCGGUUAUAAAUUUGUUUCAAGGAUAUAUUAUACAAGACUUUCCAGAAGAUUUAAAUAAUAGCAGCAGUUGGAACGCGACGAGUGCUCCGCGAAUACCGAUAUAUCUAGACGUUGAUUCUGCUCCGAGUUAUCUCUACAGUUCAGUACUGACGUUAGCGUCCAUUUCGGUGUUCCUCCGAUUGGGCUUCGUACUGAAACUAUUUUUAAUGAUCGGGACAUUAAUUGGACAUAUCACGUUAUUUUCUUCAGCAGAAUUAUUUUCUCAAUACCAGAAUAAGGAUCCAGAUACUGAGUUCUCAAUGCUGCCUUAUGCAGCAAAAGCAGGUUUAGUUCUAGUGUUUUUAGCAGCACUCCUUCAUAUCCUGGAUAGGCAAAUAGAGUUCACUUCAAGAACGGACUUCUUGUGGAAGGACAAGCUGAAGUUCGAGCAAGAGGAGGUUGAAACUAUGAGGGGGAUUAAUAAGAUCCUUCUCGAGAACAUUUUACCAGCUCAUGUCGCUCAACACUUCCUAACCUCAGUCGCUUCUAAGGAAGAAUUAUACCACGAGCGCUAUUCUAGUAUAGCCGUGAUGUUUGCUUCGAUUCCCAACUACAAGGAGUUCUACGACGAGACCGACGUCAACAAGCAGGGCCUCGAGUGUCUGCGGCUGCUCAACGAGAUCAUAUGUGACUUUGAUAAGUUAUUAUUAAAGCCGAAGUUCAGUUGCAUCGAGAAGAUAAAGACCAUUGGCAGCACGUACAUGAUCGCGUCCGGACUGCGGCCCGGCAAGGAGGAGCAGAUCGAUGGCAAUAGUAAAGAAGAGCAUACUGUGGCCAUUUUGGUGGAGUUUGCGAUCGCUCUCAUGACGAUAUUAGAUCAAAUCAAUAGAGAGUCGUUUCAGAGGUUCAAAUUAAGGAUAGGUCUAAACCACGGGCCAGUAAUAGCAGGCGUGGUGGGUGCACAAAAACCACAGUACGAUAUAUGGGGUAAUGCAGUGAAUGUGGCAUCUCGUAUGGACUCCACCGGCCUCAUGGGCAAAAUACACGUGACUGAGGACACUGCUAAGGUGUUAAUGAACGCGGGAUACACGUGCGAGUGUCGCGGACCGACGUUUGUUAAAGGGAAAGGGACAUUAGUGACUUAUUUCGUUAAAACACCCAAUAUUGGUGUA